AUGAGUAAAUCCAAGACUGCGAACGCAUUUUCACCAUUAGCCCUUUAUAAUUUGGUAUCUGCAGCCGGAUGGGCGUACAUUUUGUAUACUGUUAUUGCGUGGUACCCUGCAUUAGGCCAACCAGAAUUCUAUUACAAGACUAAAAAUAUUGUCAUUUUGAUUCAAUGUGGUGCAGUGAUCGAAAUCUUGAACUCAGCUCUAGGUAUUGUUCGUUCACCAAUCGUAACCACCGCAGCUCAAGUUUUAUCCAGAUUACUCGUUGUGAUCGGUAUUUUCCAAUUGCUUCCUGAAACACCUGCUACUGGUUCAUUAGCUUAUGUUACAUUAUUAACUGCAUGGUCUAUUACAGAAGUCGUAAGAUACCUUUUCUAUUUUUUCACUUUGUCAUUCAAGGCAGGUCCUCCAACAAUUUUGUUGUUAUUAAGAUACAAUUUGUUUUGGGUAUUAUAUCCAACCGGGGUAGCCAGUGAACUAACGCUGAUCUAUAGUUCAUUACCAAUUGCUGAAUUGAAAUACUCGGUGUAUGCAAAAUAUGGUUUAAUCUUCUCAAUGUUGACAUAUUUACCAGGUUUACCAAUGUUGUUCUCACAUAUGGUCGUUCAAAGACGCAAAGUGAUGAAAUCGUUAAGAGAUGGAAAAAUAUCCCAAAAGAAGGAUUGA
This is a messenger RNA of Maudiozyma barnettii, 660 nucleotides long. RefSeq names its product enoyl-CoA hydratase PHS1 (gene PHS1). Gene Ontology annotation, molecular function: 3-hydroxyacyl-CoA dehydratase activity. The record is from RefSeq and is a predicted model, not a curated record. Gene Ontology annotation, biological process: fatty acid elongation; very long-chain fatty acid biosynthetic process; sphingolipid biosynthetic process. Gene Ontology annotation, cellular component: endoplasmic reticulum membrane. Lineage: Eukaryota; Fungi; Ascomycota; Saccharomycetes; Saccharomycetales; Saccharomycetaceae. The transcript has a single exon. The coding region runs from base 1 to 660 and encodes 219 amino acids.